AUGUCUGUAGAUUUCACGUCAAAGGCCGUAGAUCUCUUGAAGCGUGCGACCACGCUUGACGAGUCAAAGGAGUAUGAGGAGGCAUACCGCUGGUACAUGGACUCCAUUGAGGUUUUCAUGACGGCCAUCAAGUACGAAAAUAAGAAUCCAACAAAGAAGGAAAUGCUAAAGAAUAAGGUGCGCCAAGUGAUGGAGCGGGCGAAGAUGAUCAAGGAGUACUUGGAUGGGUCCAAGGAGGGCGACAACGGUGGUGCCGGAAAUGCGGGCAGCACGGCGCAGAAGACGGCCUCCGCAAGUAAGAAGGCCAAGGAGGAGGAGGAAGACAAGCAACGCAUGAGGAAUGCGUUGGGAGGCGCAAUUGUGCGGGUGAAACCCAACGUGAAGUGGUCGGAGAUUGCCGGCCUGGAGGGGGCGAAGGAGGCACUUAAGGAGGCAGUCAUUCUUCCGGUUCGUUUUCCGCAGCUCUUCACUGGCAAUCGUAAGCCGUGGAAGGGGAUUCUCAUGUACGGUCCGCCUGGCACGGGCAAGUCGUUCCUAGCAAAGGCAGUGGCAACCGAGGCAGACGGCACCUUCUUGAGCGUUAGCAGCGCGGAUCUGAUGUCCCGGUGGUUGGGUGACUCGGAAAAGUUGGUGAGAAACCUGUUCGAAAUGGCCCGGGAAGCGUGGAAAACCGACGGGAAACCAGCUAUUAUAUUUAUUGACGAGAUAGAUUCCAUGUGCUCCGCCCGCUCGGAUAAUGAAAACGAUGCCCUGCGUCGCAUUAAAACCGAGUUUCUGGUGCAGAUGCAGGGCGUGGGUCACGAGGAUGACGGCGUGCUGGUGCUGGGUGCCACCAACAUCCCAUGGACGCUUGACAGUGCUGUCCGUCGCCGUUUCGAGCGUCGUAUUUACAUCCCGCUUCCAGACCUCCAGGCGCGGUAUCAGAUGUUUAAAAUUCACAUUGGGGACACCCCCCACACGCUAACGGAGAAGGAUUGGUACGAGUUGGCGCAGAUGACGGACAAGUACAGCGGCAGCGACAUCAACAUUGUUGUGCGCAACGCCAUGAUGGAGUGUAUUAGGUCCGUACAGGUGGCAACUCACUUCAAGCGUGUGACGGGACCAGAUGUGAAGGAUCCCACACGGACGACGAACAACCGUCUGGUGCCGUGUUCGCCCGGGGACCCAGAGGGAUUUAUGAUGACGGCGCAGGAGCUGACGGAGCCGGAGCUGCUGAUGCCGCUCCCAGUGACCAUGCAGGACUUCAUCAAGGCUCUGCGCACCGCCCGCCCCUCUGUUUCGGAUUCUGACAUAACGCAGCACAUCAAGUUCACCGAAGACUUUGGACAGGAGGGUUAG
Messenger RNA from Trypanosoma conorhini, 1338 nucleotides. Its product is annotated as vacuolar protein sorting-associated protein 4. The transcript has a single exon. Gene Ontology annotation, molecular function: ATP binding; ATP hydrolysis activity. Lineage: Eukaryota; Euglenozoa; Kinetoplastea; Trypanosomatida; Trypanosomatidae. The coding region runs from base 1 to 1338 and encodes 445 amino acids. Gene Ontology annotation, biological process: endosomal transport; vacuole organization. The record is from RefSeq and is a predicted model, not a curated record.